GCUGCCCCGGUGCUGAGCUCAGCCGCACUGUGCCAAUGGCUGCCGCCGCGCCGGGGCCGCCUCCCGCCGCUGCCCUAUUUAACGGCAGCGCCGAGCCGGAGGCUCAGACUGAGCCCAGCACAACCCAGCGCGGAGUCGCCGCCGUUACCGGGACCCUUCCGCCUCGCCGGAGCCCAGCAAUGAGCCAGCGCCAGAACCAGCGCCGCGGCCCCCGGCCCGACAUGGCCCCGGAGAUCGCCGCCGCCGUCGGUUUCGUCUCCAGCCUGUUGCGGACUCGGGGCUGUGUCAGCGAGCAGCAGCUGCAGGUCUUCAGCGGGGCGUUGCGGGAGGCCCUCGCAGAGCACUACAAGCACCACUGGUUUCCCGAGAAGCCCUUCAAAGGCUCCGGGUACCGCUGCAUCCGCAUCAACCACAAGAUGGACCCCAUCAUCAGCAAGGCAGCCAGCCAGAUCGGACUCAGCCUCCCGCAGCUCUACCAGCUCCUGCCCAGCGAGCUGACGCUCUGGGUGGACCCUUACGAGGUCUCCUAUCGCAUCGGGGAGGAUGGCUCCAUCUGUGUCUUGUACGAAGCAACUGCGAGCAAGGCUGCCGGCCCCAAAGCCGCCAGCUCCUGCGGGAUGCUCACCUGUAAGAACCAGCUGAUGCUGGGCCGCACCAGCCCCUCCAAGAACUACAUCAUGACUGUCUCCAGCUAAGCCCUCCCUCCUCCUCCUCCUCCUCCUCUCGUCCUUCACCCGCUGCCAAGACACAGCCUACUGUAAUACCUCACCUGAGGAUUUAUUUUUUAAGAUGAAGAGCUAUUUAUAUAUUUUUUAAGAAAACAGAAAACCAACCAGAAAACAGCCAGGAAAAGAACCCCAAGAAUUAAAAUGUUUGGGUGCUGCUGGGACCAGCGGCGGUGCCCCAGGUGCCUUUUUU
Molecule: messenger RNA, 918 nt
Organism: Dryobates pubescens (Downy woodpecker)
Lineage: Eukaryota; Metazoa; Chordata; Aves; Piciformes; Picidae
Gene: BTG2
Product: BTG anti-proliferation factor 2
Exons: 2
Coding region: 36-695 (219 amino acids)
Biological process (GO): negative regulation of cell population proliferation; negative regulation of mitotic cell cycle
Cellular component (GO): cytoplasm; nucleus
Source: RefSeq, a predicted model, not a curated record